AUGGGCUCGUUGAGCAGAUCUCCUACUGCUUCCGCCACUAUUGUGGAUCAAGAGGACUUUGAUAAUGCUCUACAGGAAGACCUGUCGCUAUCUUCUUACACUGUAGGAGCGAGUUCCACCAGGCACAUCUCUGGGACGCGACCGAAAACACCUGAAAUCGAAACAGUGGAGAGCGAGUCCGAGGAAAGCUCUGAUGAUACUGAUGAUGAACGAUAUAAAUUGCACCAAUAA
Molecule: messenger RNA, 231 nt
Organism: Penicillium odoratum
Lineage: Eukaryota; Fungi; Ascomycota; Eurotiomycetes; Eurotiales; Aspergillaceae
Exons: 1
Coding region: 1-231 (76 amino acids)
Source: RefSeq, a predicted model, not a curated record